Molecule: messenger RNA, 2395 nt
Organism: Elaeis guineensis (African oil palm)
Lineage: Eukaryota; Viridiplantae; Streptophyta; Magnoliopsida; Arecales; Arecaceae
Source: RefSeq, a predicted model, not a curated record
UUCCAUUGUUUAUUCCUCUGGGCCCGGUAUCUUUUCCUUCCUCUCCCUCCAAAAGAAGCACAUGCGGAGCGAGCGGUGGUCACUGGUCGGUCUCUCAGUAGUCAGUGCUCCUCUUCUCCUUCUCUUCGUCCGCCAUUCUCUCUCUCUAACCCCCUUGAAAGAGUAAGAAUCACAUUCCAGUCCCUGUCUACCUACCCCCUUCAUCCUUCUCCGGCGCUACAAAUACUUACCAGAUCCGUCCAUGAAGUCCUCUUCUUCUACUUCGCCUUCUUCUCUGUCUUAGGGUUUCGGUUUUUUCUUUUUUGUGUUUUUUUUUUGCUGCGGCGAGGGUUUGGAGGAGCAAAUGGAGAAGAAGCAAGGGUUCUUCUCGGCGCUGCGGGAGGAGAUAUCGAGGGGGCUGCCGCCGGGGAGGACGAGGUCGGAGAGCCCCGGGUGGAAUGCGUCGGCGGCGGUGGUGGAACUACUGCUGCCGCGGCGUUGGAGGGGGCUGCACCGACAGCAGGCGGUGGCGGACCUGGCGGUGUCGAGAUCGGGGAGCCUGAGGCCCGUCGGGGAGGCGCUCGCGCCGCUCAUGGAGGGCCCUGAUCCGGGUGCCGGUGACUGCGGGGACCCAAGGAAGGAAGGCGGGGGGUGGGGACAGUGGGUGAAGGGCCAGCUCUCCCGUGUGCCGUCCGUUUCCGCCGCCUCCACCUCCUGCCGCCAUUCCGACCUCCGCCUCCUCCUCGGCGUCAUGGGCACCCCGCUCGCCCCUAUCCACGUCUGCUCUAUGGAUCCCCUGCCUCAUCUCAGCAUCAAGGACACCCCUAUUACAUCAUCAGCGCAGUACAUACUGCAGCAGUAUACAGCGGCUUCAGGAGGGUUGAAGCUGCUGAGCUCCAUUCGUAACUUGUAUGCCACAGGGAAGGUGCGAAUGGUGGCGGUGGAGUUCGAGACGGCAAGCCGGGUCAUAAAGAACCGGAAUGCCUCCCGUUCCACCGAGGCUGGAGGUUUCAUCCUCUGGCAGAUGGCCCCUGAUAUGUGGUACAUUGAACUUGCCGUCGGCAGUAGCAAGGUCCAUGCUGGCUGCAAUGGCAAGCUUGUCUGGCGCCACACCCCCUGGCUGGGCGCCCAUGCCGCCAAAGGCCCUGUCCGACCCCUCCGCCGGGCUCUCCAGGGUCUUGAUCCGUUGACCACGGCUAGUAUGUUUGCUGAGGCACAGUGCAUUGGAGAGAAGAAGGUCAAUGGGGAGGAUUGCUUCAUACUGAAGCUCUGUGCCGAUCCUGGAACACUGAAAGCUAGAAGUGAAGGCCCUGCUGAGAUAAUUAGGCAUGUCUUAUUUGGGUAUUUCAGCCAGAAAACUGGACUUCUCGUCCAAAUGGAGGACUCCCACCUAACUCGGAUCCAGUCAAAUUCUGGUGGAGAUGCUGUGUACUGGGAGACCACCAUUAAUUCCUUCAUUGAAGAUUACCGCCCAGUUGAUGGUCUGAUGAUUGCCCAUUCUGGUCGCUCGGUUGUGACGCUUUUUAGGUUUGGUGAGGUUGCCAUGAGCCACACCAAGUCCAGGAUGGAGGAGGUUUGGACCAUUGAGGAGGUGGCCUUCAACGUUCCUGGACUUUCAUUGGACUGUUUCAUCCCUCCGGCUGAUAUAAAAUGUGGGCAAGUUAGUGAAGCCUGUGAGCUUCCCCAAGGAGAGAGAGGGAAGAACAGCUCGGCAGGGAAUUAUCGAGCUAAAGUUGCAGCUCUGGAGAGGCCGCAUGACAAUGAUGAUAAUAUUGUGUGGAAAAUGGAAGUCUAAUGCUAGGACUACUUAGUAUCAGAAGUUGAUCAAAAUGUUCAUACUUUUAGCUCGUCUUUUAGUUGACUAACAGACCAUGAAAUAUAGGUAGCGGACACAAAUUCCAGGGGAUUGUAAAUUGGUGAUUGCAAUGUCCUCUGUAAAUAAGAUCAUAAUCGUUCACAGGCCUCACAUAUUGCUGGUCUUGUUGAAUUCUUAUACUCUGAAUACAGAGUUGCUGGUAGGUGGAGCCUUUUGGUUAAUUUGGUUUAUUUGUGGGUGGAGUGGGGGUUUCUUUUUUCCGCAGGGUGCUGCCUUUCAUGCCCAAAGGAGAGGAUCGAGAUUAUGCUGGUGGCAACAAGAACUUUGUUGCUGUUAUGCGAUUGCUCAGAUCGGUUUUCAGAUUGAGUGUUUUUUAGUGUUUUGUUUGUUGAUUGGUGUCUAAACUGUUCGAGGUGUAGGAAGUGAAAGGUGAUAACAUUGGAUUACUUUUGGGGCUUGGAAUCUAAUUCUUCCUUGCCUCCUACAGCCUGUUAUUAGUCUUGCUAAGCUAGUUGAUGUAAACCAACCAAACUGUGUCCUAAAUCAGAUGUUGAAUGGUUAAUAUGUGUUCUUUUUUUAUCCUAUAUGGCAUUAUAUGAA